AUGACUUUGAUGCCUUUGGAUGCUAUAAGCACGGUUAGAGACAAUUCGGAUGUCCUAGAUCCUGGUCUAGUGCAGGAGGCUGUUUCAGAUGUAAUGACUGGGCAAUAUUGGCAGUUUGCAACCACCACCCUCCUAGUCUACGACACUGUGAUUACAAUGGAUAGAGAGCGACGUCGGCUCACUAAGCCUGUAAAUUUGAUUUAUUUUAUAAAUCGUUAUAUAGGCAUUUUCGGAGCUAUAUCACGCAUAUUCGAAGGAGGGCUGAAUGUUAACCAAGGCAUAUGCAAGUUCUCUGACUGGGCUCUCAACAUCUCCAGGAAAUCCCUUACAAUAUGUCUAAUGACCCUCCUGGGUUUGGAGACAGUCUCCAAAUUUGCUAUAGUUGUAUAUGGAACAUGGGCAAAUCAGGGACACAGUUUCUAG
Messenger RNA from Fomitiporia mediterranea MF3/22, 423 nucleotides. RefSeq lists its product as uncharacterized. The transcript has 11 exons. The coding region runs from base 1 to 423 and encodes 140 amino acids. Lineage: Eukaryota; Fungi; Basidiomycota; Agaricomycetes; Hymenochaetales; Hymenochaetaceae. The record is from RefSeq and is a predicted model, not a curated record.